This is a messenger RNA of Diaporthe batatas, 3297 nucleotides long. RefSeq lists its product as uncharacterized. Lineage: Eukaryota; Fungi; Ascomycota; Sordariomycetes; Diaporthales; Diaporthaceae. The transcript has 2 exons. The record is from RefSeq and is a predicted model, not a curated record. Bases 713 to 1462 code for a protein of 249 amino acids.
GCCUUGGUAGCAUCGGUAGUGGUGUCUGCGGUGUCUGCUCCUUGUCAUCCGGGAGCCAGCAGGAGGCAGCAGGAGGCAGCUGGAGGCAGCUGGAGGCAGUCCACCUUUCCCCGGGCUUGGUCCUUUCUGUAGUCAACCAGCCUGGCUGCCGGCUGCCUGGCAGCAUCACCGGUCCUCCUUGACGAUAACAAAGCCUCCUUGCUGCCCAAUUUUCCAUGGUAUACCAAUAGCUUGCCGGAUACAGUAUGACUUGACACCGAACUUGGUCAGCACCAGUGGAAACACAUGCACCCACACACACAACCACACGAGCACACCCACCCAUUGACUUCGUCCACCCGAGUGCAAACAUGGCAAGCAGCCAGUCAUCCACCACCACUCCUGGGACACCCAAACCUUACAUGGCCAAUGGUUUUGGGAGCCUCCUGUGUCUUCACAUGCCUGCCUCGAUGCUGAUGGCUCUCCCUCCUGCUGCUGCUGCUGCUGCACUGAAGCCGAGCCGCGAUCACCCGCACUUGACUGGCCGUCACAGCACCAGAAGCCAUACACCCAGUGGCCGGCUCAUUAGGCACAGGCACAUCAGGAGACAUGCCACAGGUGAGCUGCCCAAGACCACUCACUGCUGGCUGGGAGGGGCCCUUGAUCCACACCCGGGCAGCCUUAAACCUUCAGCUCCCCUUCCACACGGUCUGGCUGUCUCCCCUGUUAUUGCAUGGGCAAGUUCUCUAGUCUCGGCACCUUCCCUCUUACCAACUUCGGGCUCCUGCUGCUGCGAGCCAUAGUCUCUCAGAGGCAGACACGUCUCCGCCCUGCAGCACAUGGGCUUGUCAACCACGUUUCUGAACCCAGAGUCCUGUCUGCAGGGCUGACUGCCAGCCACAGAAGAGGGAUAGAGGGCGGACAACAUGCUCUCGACACCUUUGGGAGGGCCGGCAGCAUCCCAUCCGAGGACCACGAGCCCCCAUCAUUGGCAAGAAAAAGCAAAGCAAAGCCAAAAGCAGCCACAAAAGCAGGUGAGGCUACAUGGCCAGCCAGCAAGCAGGCAUGGAUGACUGCUUCCUAUCUGGCCACCGCAUCAACAUGCCAACCCAGCCUGCCAGCACGCGGGCGCCGCUUCGAGCCGGGCCUAGCAAUGCACGCACGUAUCGCUGGAUUUGACGGUCCGCUCCAGGUGGAACGCCCGUUUCGGCAUCGACCAGGCCCGUAUUUGGAACGGCUGUAUCCGCUGCAGCAGUCGUGGCCCGACCGGAAGGCUCGAUACACUGCAGUCACCGCCACGUCGAAUGAGACACCGAGGAGACGCCAUGGCGACUGGGAAAAGGCAUCACAGGGGUGGUUGCGGGAGAGGCUGAUACUCCCGAGGCCGACAAGCGUGGACUACGAGCAAAAGGACCGCAUCGUAGGCUCAGGGCGUGGGGGGUUUGGUGGCCAGACCGGCGGCUGUCCCAGCGUGACAGCGUGACAUGAGAAUGCCUGAUCGGGAGCCCCAGGUUUUCCCCGGACGACCAGCAGCAGCUUCCCGGUGGCGUACUGUGGUACCAGUCUUCUGCCUCAGCCUUUUGUGCAACGACGACAGGCGAAUAGCCCGUCUCGCAUGUGGCUGUUGUUGCCGGUCACAAACUCUAUGUACGGGGCCAGGCUUGCCAGGAUCUCGACAUGCCGUGACACCAAUGGGCUGGGUCCCAAGUCGAGAGCCUUUGUCGGCCGGCAGGCAAAAGGCCGACCUGUGGGAGAGUGGGAGAGAGGUGAUGAUAAGAUCAUGGGUCAUGUCGUAUACAUGGCGGCAGCAUACCGAGGUGGCAAUCGAGACUCGGUGAAGAGAGCUGCAGCUACCCAAGGCUGCCGCUGGCAGCUCUCAGUCCAGCCCGGCAGCCCGGCGGGGUGGCAGGCGGUCGCUCGCUUUCGUUGGCGGCUCGACGAGCCUGGGCUGCCUGCUGCGCGCUGCUGCGCGCGUCCUCGUCGACUGCGAUGGUCGACAUGAGCCCGCCCUUGCAACGGCCAAUCCAGCAGAAUGCCGUCGACAAGCGUGUCAUUCGACGGCGUCUCCCAGGUGCUGCCGCAGCAUGACACAAGAGCCGAGCUAACAAGCUGCAGUGCAAGGCAGGGCAAGGCAAGGCAGGAAGGACGAAGGGCGGAUACAAGAGGCUCUACUGAGCACUUAGUCUCGUGCUUACAUGGCGGCUUACAUACCUUCCCUUGGGGUAUCAAGCGGCCAUCGGUAGGCACGGGUGGGGUCUUUCUUGGCCAUCCGGAGACGAUGGGCUCGAAAUGGGCUCGAAUGGGCUCAGGCCGUCUGCAACGGCGGCCAGCACAUCGGUAGUUCUAGGGAUAAUGCACCGCGGCGUUGGCUCACGGAAAGUCCCCACCGCCUUCACACCGGUCUUUUAGCUCCGUCCACUUGUCGUGCCUCGAUCGCGGCGGCUGUCCAGCUCCUUGGAGCGGGUAACGAGACCGGACGGGCCGCGCAGAAGGUUUCUGCGAAGUCGUAUUUUGUUUGGUUGUGCUCGGUUGAUGUUCGGUGCGACCGACAGGAUCUGCGAGCAGACGACAACAAGACAAGCAGGGCCAAAAUCCCACCACGUAGGCGGAGCAGCAAGAGGGCGUUGACUAGGACGCUCACACGCUCACACGCUCACACGCUCACUCUCUCACGCAAUCAUUCGCAUGUACAUACACACACGUACACACACAUACACACACAUACACACACACAAAACAAGCGCUGCCCGCUUGUCGCCGGCAUAGGCGAGGCAUGGCUAUCGUUGUCGCGGGUUGCUCAGCCACCCGCUGCUGCGGUUGUCUCUGCUGCCAUCGCCGUCGCCAUUGUUACGUUCGGCUGGGGAUGGUCUCAGCUGGAUCGCAGAUGACUGGGUGAUGAUCAAUGCCAGUCCGUCACAAGGACCCCGGUGACGUGAGGGGCCCAGCCGAUGUCAGGCCGAUGUCAGGAUGCGUGUGAUGGCUGGAUGGAUGUGUGUCUCGGAUGCUGUGAGAAACGGUUCAAGAGGACAGGUGGAAGGGUGGCCCCCCUUAUUGAGCUUGAUCCAACACUACUGCUGUAUGGUCUACAUUUCAGCACCGGCGGCACCUGGCAAGAAAGUGGAGAGCCACAUACCUGGGUAGCGGGCCAGUCGUGUGGAAUCCCGAGCCUCCAUCCCAGCCGGCACGGCUACUACUUAGGAUCGAACCCGAUCAGCACACGACCACAUCUGACAAGGUCCCUCUCUGUCAGUUCUGUGUGUGUGUGUCUCGCUCGACUGCCACAAGGAGAAACGCGGGGGACCCCAUAACAGCAGCAAC